Molecule: messenger RNA, 1225 nt
Organism: Phaeodactylum tricornutum CCAP 1055/1
Lineage: Eukaryota; Bacillariophyta; Bacillariophyceae; Surirellales; Neidiaceae
Exons: 1
Coding region: 125-1225 (366 amino acids)
Source: RefSeq, a predicted model, not a curated record
AGAUAUCAAAAUGAUGUUCAACAAUUGUUGAGCAAGAAGGGCGGAACGACGUAUCGCAUAAAGCAAAGGUCUCAAAGAACACUCUCUAAAAGGUUGCAUAACGCGAUUAAACAACAGGAAUUCAAUGAAGACAGAGCGCUCAAGUACCGCUAUCCUUCUAGUGUUCUUUGCAGUACAAUGCUUACGGGCAAGUGCCUUUUCUUUGUCUUCGACCAGUCACUCGCCACAACUCCUGACGAGAUCUAGAAGCAGAAAGACUACCUCGAAUGAACUCUUCUGGACAUUGCAGGCUUCGACCGAAAACGAAGACCACAUAAAUCAAACCGGUGACUACGUCUUGCAGACAUGUUCUAAAGCGGGCUCGCGUCGUCAAUUCGUUGCUAAGGCAACAGGCACAAUAUCUUUGGCUGCCUUUGCUGGCAAUACCAUUGCAGUCGAAAGCUCUCCUAUAUGCGUCAUUGGAGCCAAUGGUCGAACAGGAAGCCAGUGUGUCCAAGCAUGUGUCGAACGAGGGAUUCCCGUCAGAGCAACCUCGCGGUCGGGUACUUACAAUGGCGACAGCUCCUCAAAGCUGGUUGCAUUGUUACCCUGUGACGUGACAAAGCCUGCAACGAUCAGUAGAGCCAUCGAGAGGUGUCAGGCCGUUAUCUUUUGUGCGUCUGCAAGUAAGAAUGGGGGAACUCCAUCCCAAGUGGACAAUGAUGGAUUGGUGAACGUCGCCAGAGCUUGUCUCGCGCAAAAGAUUCCGCACUUAGUAGUUGUCAGUUCCGGAGCGGUGACCAAGCCAAAUUCUCCAGUCUUUCAGUUUCUGAAUCUUUUCGGAAAAAUAAUGGAAGAAAAGAUCAAAGGCGAAGACGAAGUACGUAGAUUGUACUCCAUGAGCGGAAACCAGCCUAGUUUGGUGUAUACCGUGAUUCGUCCGGGAGGGUUGACGGAAGAUGCACCACGAGGUGUCACAGCUUUGGAACUGAAUCAGGGCGACACAAAAAGCGGACGGAUUGCUAGGGCUGAUGUAGCUGCGUUGUGUAUCGAAGCGACGCGCUAUCCAGGCCUAACUGGCUUUGCUACAUUUGAAUGCUAUGAUUCCGAUACGGGCAAACCCUUGUCCACCGUCGGAAUCAGCAACAUUUUGAAACAAAAAGCAGCCCCUGCAGAUUUUACGAGUGGUACGGAACAUGUUGGAGAAACGUUUGAGAAACUCUUUACGGGUCUACAACGAGACUAG